AUGAGCUCGUUCCCCUCCAUCAGUCGUUUCGUGCCAUGGCUCUGCGCUUUUCUCCUGGCGGCGGGAGCACAGAAGUGUCAGCGGGUCGACCAUGAGAUGUGCAACGAUCUGCCAUACAACCUUACCAGGUCAGUCCAGUUUCUUUCAUUCCCAAGUUUUGUUUUGCGUGUGUACGUGUGUAACACUUCGGGAAGGCAAUGGGACCCCCAUCAAUUAUAAGAUUUACGAGCAUCGCUUCGCAGCCUUCGGAGCAUUCCGACCCACAUCGUUUCGUUAUUGUUGUCACCUGUUGCCACGUUGGCAAGAAGAGCCGUGUAUAGUGUUGUCGGAAGGACGGGGACGCACGCGUUAACGGCCGAAACUGAUAACGACGGUCGGUCUCCGCUCGCCUCAUUCCACCCGGUCGGCAGCCAUUCGAAUAUUGAUUCGGAGUUUGAAAGAGACCGUUUCGGCCGAAACUGGCUGACGGUGAUUAAUCAAAAACGUGUCGGAAUUCGCAACAUACGGUUGGCAAGCCAUGUGGCGACACGGCGCCUUUUCCUCUCCCCUCCCAACUAUUAUUCGGUCCUUUCGACCGUCUGUGGCACUGGCACACCAGCCGUUCGGAUGCCACUGUACACUUGGCAACAAUGGCGUGUUUACAAAUUGAUAGGUUCUCUCUAGAUAAACAAUGAAACGCAGUGAAUAUGGAGUUUCAUGGUGGUCAGUAUAUAUAUAUACAGAUUGUAAUCGGAGAGAAACGGACGAGUAGGGCAGAAGGAAACAUCGUCGGAAUGGAAGGGAGGUCCGCAGUGUAAGCGACUCGGCGAGCAACUGUCCCAGUACUGGCAACUGAUUUAUAGUGAUUGUUAUAUGACCUGGAAAACGGAGAAAAGAUCACAUCAAGUUCCCAGAAAUUGACUCUUGCGGCUUCAAUUGAUAGCGGCGAUAGUCACUGAAUUUACAGGAUUGUGAACAGCUGAAAUGGCGACCAAUAUUUUUUAGUCCAAAACCCAGAAACAUUUGUGAAAAGUGUAGUCCGUUCAAUCACUCAUGUUCCGGAUCCCUUUCCGACCUUUUCCAAUCCAUCAUUCCGUUUCCGUUCGAUCCCUUCCGGCGCCUCUCCCAUGCCGCGAUUACAGAGGCACAACCAAAGUUUUGAGGGGAACAAAGAAAGAAAAUAAAAAGUUGCAUACCCGUGGUUCGGUCGUCGGCUGAGCCCGUGGAGCACAGCCUGAGAGGCGAGCCGUGAUAUAUAGACGGGCUUACUAUCUGCUUGCCAUAUUUCACGCUGACAGCGAGAGAGUGCGGGGGAGGAAGAGACGCAGCCGCGACAGCCUCUUGCUCCUCGGAGCCAUCCUUUCUUCUAUCUCAUAUCAUUUGUACUGGCUGUCCGUUUUGACGCGAUCACAGAGGAUUCUGAUGAGGGAAAUGGAGAAAACACUUCUGGAAAGGGAGCAAUAGACACUUUUUUUCAGUUUUCCGAAUCUGGUUGGAGAAGAGUCAUUCAAGGAUGCUGCCGAGUCCAUUUCGACGUACAAGCCGCUGCUCUCUGUGGUGUGCUCCGAGCAGCUCAAGUUCUUCCUCUGCUCAGUCUACUUUCCAAUGUGCAACGAGAAGGUGUGUUCGUCCCCACCUACAGUAAUCCUUCACUCUUCUCCUUUUCCAGCUCGCUCAUCCGAUUGGUCCUUGCCGUCCUCUCUGUCUUUCCGUCAAAGAGAAGUGUCUUCCCGUGCUUCAGAGUUUCGGAUUCUCGUGGCCAGAAGUGAUCAGGUGCGACAAGUUCCCACUGGAAAACAACCGUGAGAAGAUGUGCAUGAAGGGCCCGAACGAGCAAGGAGCCAUUCAGGACGAGAGAGGCAAGCAUGCGGCCGCCGAACUCGUAAGUAUAAUAAGCGGAGGGAUCUACCCGCCAUAGAUAACAUCUCCGUUUUCGAUGACCGUACGCGGUUACGUAAUUGAAUACACACCUAGCUCCAAAUCAAUCAUCUUUUCAGGAUGAUGAAGAGAAUGAUAAGCGAAGGGAGGCCGACCGUCUGAAUGGAAAAUGCCCGACGGACGAAGUGUUCCUCAACAGGUCUUCCAAAUGUGUUCCGUUGUGCCACAACCCACAGAAAAUUGGACAGGUUUGUCAUUGGCUUCUAAAAUAUUGAGAUGAACUCGAACGACUUCUGUUUUCAUAUCUAGAUAAUUCUGAAACUACAUUAUGAAGAAUUUAGUAUUCCAAAAAGGAAGUAGAGUAGUUUUUUUGCAGACGGACCGCGAAUCUUCAUCCCGUUUCCUGUUGUUCCUGUCGCUCAGCUCCGUCAUUCUGACGAUCCUUUCCGUUUUCGUCGUCAGUCUCUCGUAAGUUGCUCCGCUUCCUGUGCUCUGUUCCAAUGCAGUUCAUUCACAAGCAGGUGGUACUUCAGAAGGCUCGAGAUGAUAAGUUCCCUUCCCGAAGCGGCCAUGUUCUUCUCGUGCCUCGCAUUCUGUGUCACCUCGAUCAUCUACAUUUUCAGUGUCACAUUCAAAGACCAGGUAUAACAACGAAUACAAAUCGUGCAGAGUAUCAUUAAUUGGAUCCUCUUGCAGUUCCAAAUCUCCUGCACCGACUACACCCACCAUCUCCUGUUCGUCGUCGGCGGUCUCUCGCAUGUUCCGUGCUCUUCGGUCGCUUCUGUCAUCUACUACUCGGCCACGUGCUCCCGUCUUUGGUGGCUUCUGCUCUGCCUCUCCUGGAACAAGGCGACAAGAUCUGCAAACAUGCUGGUAUCCCAACACAGCUGAGUGUUUUCAAUAUUUCCGUUUUUUCCAGGACGACUCUCGUACUCGCGUUGUAAUGCUCAUCUUGGGCUCUCCCCUUGCUCCGCUCAUGCUCGCUCUUCUCGCCAGAGCAGUCGCUGCCGAUCCGCUGACCGGCCUUUGCUUCAUCGGCUCGGCGAGCCCUGGAACCGAUUGGGUCUUCAAUUUCUGCCGUGAGCUCGCUCUUUUCCUCGUCAGUUCGGUCGCUUUGUUCUCCGCCUGCUGCCGUCUUCUCGGUUCCGAAGAUCACGAAGUGAACGGAUUCGCCGGAGUCAUCGCUGCAGUCUACCCGAUCGCGGCUCUCUUCUACAUGCUCGCUUUCAUAAACGACGCCGCCCAGCCGCAUCUCCAGUGGCACAAGUCGUUCAAUGCGGUGUCUGCCACAAAGUACUCGUUCGACCUCAUCCUCAGCUUCAUCAUGUGCGCAUUCAGCUUCAUUUACCUGCUCACAAGAGUUGCCAGAUCAUCGUGAGUUCCCGUUGAAAUACUUCACCACCAACUCAUUCCAUUUUCAGAUCGAAAGUGAGCAAAGAAGGCUACCAGCCAGCAGUUCCGAAGCUCCCACAGCCGGCCAUUCCCGGAAGUGUCCGAUCGAAUACGUACGCGUCGACGUUCCGAACGAACAAUAUGAUUUGA
Messenger RNA from Caenorhabditis sp. 36 PRJEB53466, 3399 nucleotides. The record is from the annotation of a GenBank genome assembly. Lineage: Eukaryota; Metazoa; Nematoda; Chromadorea; Rhabditida; Rhabditidae.